AUGGCUGUCGCGUUCGGGCUGCCAGAAGAUCAUUUCGAUCCUGUGAUGAACGAAAGCUUUUGGGGCGCUCGUAUCAUUGGCUACCCUGCCCUACCAGUUGAUGCACCUGGCCUGUCUUGUGGAGAGCACACAGACUAUGGCUGCUGGGUGAUCCUGGCUCAGGAUGAAACGCAGGGAGCACUUGAGGCGAAGCUGCCUUGCGGCAGGUGGGAGGCGGUCCCCCCAGUGCCGGGCAAGCUGGUGGUCAAUCUCGGCGAUAUGCUCAGCGUGUGGACUCGGGGCCAUUGGGUGGCGACAGAGCAUCGCGUGCGGCACACCUCGGCGAACUUCAGGAUCCGGGGCUUUUGUGGAUUUAGGCCUUCUGGUUUGUUUAGGGUUUAG
Molecule: messenger RNA, 381 nt
Organism: Symbiodinium natans
Lineage: Eukaryota; Dinophyceae; Suessiales; Symbiodiniaceae
Source: the annotation of a GenBank genome assembly